AUGGCAGACCAAAAUAUAGUGGGUUUGCUUCUAGUAUCAAUGCUAGCAAAUAUGGUUUUCACCACCAUGUCUCAACCUCAAAUGCCAACUUUGGCCAUGCCACCAAUUCGCUCUAGAUCACCAGCACCAGCACCAAACACAAUAUCACUGGAACCAAGGAAAGUAUUUAGUCUCGCAUUAUUUUUCCUAGACAUUUUCCGUGAUUCAGCUACUCCAGUAGUACGCCCUUCGCCACCACCACAGCCAUCAUCAUCACCACAACUGCCACCGCCACGAUCAAUACCACCAUCAUCACCAGCAGCGCCACCGCCAACACCACCAUCAUCGCCACUACCCCCACCCCUACUGCCAACGCCACCAUCAUCGCCACUACCGCCACCACCAUCACCACUACCACCACCGUUGACAUCACCGUCACCACCAUUAGGGGUAGCCCGUCCACCACCAGAACCUUUACCCUCUCCCACUCAAUCGCCUGUGUUUGUACCCAGUCCACCAGAGGAAGCCCUUCUUUCACCCCCAAUAGAGACAGCCCGUCCACCGCCAGCGCCUAUACCCAAUGUCAUAACAUCACCUAACUUUGAAUUCCCUCCACCAGAGACUGAAGAUCAACCUCCACCAUUUCAGGUAGACGGCCGUGCCCCACCUCCGCCUACACUGGGUCCCACAUUCUCAAUGUCCCCAGCAUUUCCACCUCCGUCAAGUUCUUCUCCAGAUUUUGACGGUGAUUAUGAAGUCUCCACCCCACCACCACCACAGGAUGUUGAUGAUGAUUAUGAAGUCUCGCCACGGCCUCCAGAUCAGGAGGACACUCUACUACCGCCACCAGUUGAAUAG
This is a messenger RNA of Beta vulgaris subsp. vulgaris (sugar beet), 837 nucleotides long. Its product is annotated as leucine-rich repeat extensin-like protein 3. The record is from RefSeq and is a predicted model, not a curated record. The transcript has a single exon. The coding region runs from base 1 to 837 and encodes 278 amino acids. NCBI's taxonomy places the organism in Eukaryota, Viridiplantae, Streptophyta, Magnoliopsida, Caryophyllales, Amaranthaceae.